Sardina pilchardus (European sardine) is the source of this 1171-nucleotide messenger RNA. RefSeq names its product asialoglycoprotein receptor 1-like. Lineage: Eukaryota; Metazoa; Chordata; Actinopteri; Clupeiformes; Clupeidae. The record is from RefSeq and is a predicted model, not a curated record. The transcript has 11 exons. Bases 170 to 1147 code for a protein of 325 amino acids.
GAAGUCCUGGUCUGCUCUGAAAAACGUCAGUUUGACAGAUGAACUUUUGAUAGAGGCAUGAGAAACAACACCUCACAGUCAUCUCUAAUCUGAAAGGCAAGAGAAAACAGAAGACAAAACCUACUCAAAGUCAGUCCAUCGACUCACCACAGCUAACUCAAAAUCAGCCAUGCAGACAGAUGAGGUUACAUAUUCUGACAUUACCAUCACCAGAACAGAAAAUGGCAACCAGAAGGAAACCAGUGAUAAAGAGGGAGCAAAUGUUGUCUACGCUCAGGUCAAUGUGCUGAAAAAGGCCCCAGCAAAUGAACUGGACCCUCCAUCUGACUCCGGUGACUCUUCUCCCCCGGCCAAACAUGACCCGGCUAACUCCUCCACAAAGUCAUAUUCAGAGAAAGAGAGCCGUGCAUGCUUAUCUCAUCGAUGCAUAGUACUCCUGCUCUCUGUUUGUGUUCUCCUGUUGGCCGUUGCUGUUACGAUGGGAGGGCUCUACAUUAUGAAAGAGGAGGAGUACUCAGAACAGUUAGACAUGCUGAAGAUGGAGAACACUAAUGUAACUUUGGCUUUGAAUGCUACUCAGGCUAAAAUGUCAGAAAUCACAGAGAUGAUGGACAUGCUGCAGGAGCAGUAUGCUAAUGCCACUCAUGUGAUGAGCUCUUUGCAGGCUAACCUUACAGAAACUGAAAGGGUGUUAGCUGAUCAGAAAAACAAAAAUGAUGAUCUCACCAAAGAAAUCACAAACUUAAAGACUGAGCUUCAAGUGAGGAGGUGUGCAGAUAACUGGGAGUAUCAUGAUGGAUCAUGUUACUACUUCUCCUCUGAUAUGAAGAACUGGGCAGAUAGCAGAGAUGCCUGUGUGACCAUGGGAGGACACCUGGUCAUCAUAAAGAGUACAGCAGAAAUGGAUUUCCUAAAGAACAAGAAACAGCGGUAUUGGAUUGGUUUAAGUCAGCCUCAGCCAGGGGACAGCUGGUACUGGGUGGACAACACGCCCCUCACAAACCAAAAAUUUUGGCAUCCAAGCCAGCCAGAUAACUCUAACAACAAAGAAGACUGUGGCAUGGUUUUUGAGUCAGGAAAAUGGAAUGAUAUCUCAUGUCGUGCAACUUUGAAAAGGAUUUGUGAAACUAAAAGUUGUAUAGGCUGAAUUCAAAUAAAGGCAAAAGAAAAA